Molecule: messenger RNA, 832 nt
Organism: Bemisia tabaci
Lineage: Eukaryota; Metazoa; Arthropoda; Insecta; Hemiptera; Aleyrodidae
Cellular component (GO): extracellular matrix
Source: RefSeq, a predicted model, not a curated record
UAAGGUCAAUACCACGUACUGCUCCGAUGACGAUGGACUUGAGAAUCUCAUGUAUAAAACACCCGGUGCCCGAGUCCAAAAUUAACAGUUCUUCUUUGGCUCUUUACCGUGCACAUACAACAGACGAAAUGGCUUUCAAGCUUUGCAUCAUCGCCGCCCUCGUGGCCAUCGUCAACUGCCAGUACGGCGCCCCCGCCUACAAAGCCGCCUACGCCGCCCCCUCAUACUCCGCCCCCGCUUACGCUGCACCCGCCGUGGCCUCCGCCUACGUCUCCAAGCCAGUAGCCCCCGCAUACGCCGCCCCCGCCUACUCUGCUCCCGCCUACAAGGCCCCAUCAUACGGAUACGCCGCCGCUCCCGCCUACCACGCUGAGCCCGCUUACCCCGACGCCCACCCCGCCUACAAGUUCGCCUACACCGUAAACGACCCUCACACCUACGACAUCAAGAGCCAAGAAGAGACCCGUGACGGAGACUACGUCCAGGGAUACUACUCCCUCGUCGAGGCUGACGGCAGCAAACGUACCGUCCACUACUCCGACAAGGGACACGGAUUCGAAGCCGUCGUCAGCAAGGAAGGAGGUGCCCCCGCCUACGCCGCCCCAGCAUACUCUGCACCCGCCUACGCCGCCCCUGCCUACUCUGCCCCCAAAUACGCCGCCCCCGCUUACAAGAAGUAGAUUUCAUCACUGAAAAAUGACCCACAAAAAUUCCUAAAGACUAAAUCAUCUCAUUUGCCUUCUAAGUCAUUUCCUAUCUCAUUGUAAAUAUGUGUAAUUUAUCCUCUCAUAUGUUUCAUCCUAGGGUGAAUAAAUGAUUUCAGUCAACCAAA